GUCAUGAAUUCACCUUUUUCUACACUGUGUAACUCGUAGUUCCCAUCUCUCUCUCUCUCUCUCUUCUCUGUUUUUUUUGUUGUGGGCUUAAAUGGCAAAAUUUAUGAUCUGAUGUGAUCAGUCUCAUCUCUCUUUCUGAUGCGGUUGCAGCUUAUAUAUUGACCAUUGUGUGUAUGUGUGUCUCUUCGCCAUCUCCUAAAGUAGAAAAUAUAUAUGGUAGAGAGAGAGAGAGGAGGGAAAAGAGGAAAGGAAUCAAUCCCACCUUUUUUUUUUCCCUUGUUCUUUCUUUUCCUCUCUUGGUUCUCUCUCUCAUCAUCUUCAAAGGAGAAGGAAAACCUCACAUCUCUCCUUUUUCUCAGGUUUAUUCUCUCUUUGCCUCACCAUUUCUGCUCAUCAAAGCUCUCUCUCUCUCUCUCUCUCUCUCUCUCUCUCUCUCCAGGUGUGUUGGCUGAUCUUGGCUUUUUUUAGUAUGCUUCAUUCACCACUUCAAGUAGCAGAAUAAUAAACAAGAAGCUAUAAGUAUUUCCCUCAUCUCUUUCUCUCUCUAUGGGUAUGUGGUUAAUUGGAUACGUAUAAAUAAAGCCAAAGGUCGAUCCAAGAAGCCAUUUCAUCGAAUGCCCAUCACCAAACCAUCCAAGAUCUUGCCCUAGUUAACUCCAUUAAACGAACAAUCCCCAAAAAAAAGAACCCUAAUUCCCCCAAAAUUCCCCAUAAAGAAACCCUAGAUAGACAGAUGCAUAUCCUCCCAAACUGAAAACAGAAACAACAAGAAGCCAUGGACUUUCUCUCUCACCAAUCAAACAAAAACCCUAAUCCCACUCUCCAAAUCCCAGAAGCCACCACAAUGAUCUCCAAAGCACAAAAUCCUUCACCAUCCUCCUCUCCGUCGUCAUCGAGCCGCUACGAGAACCAGAAACGCCGCGACUGGAACACCUUCUGCCAGUACCUCCGCAACCACCGCCCUCCUCUCUCUCUCCCCUCCUGCAGCGGCGCUCACGUCCUCGAAUUCCUCCGGUACUUGGACCAGUUUGGUAAGACCAAAGUUCACCACCAGAACUGCGCCUUCUUCGGCCUCCCAAAUCCGCCGGCUCCAUGCCCCUGCCCUCUCCGUCAAGCCUGGGGAAGCCUUGACGCACUCAUCGGCCGCCUCCGAGCCGCCUACGAGGAAAAUGGUGGCCCCCCCGAGGCCAACCCUUUUGGCGCACGCGCCGUCAGGAUCUAUCUACGUGAGGUUAGGGACUUUCAGGCCAAAGCGCGUGGCGUUAGCUACGAGAAGAAGAGGAAGAGGGUCAACAAGCAGAAGGCAUCGCUUCCCCAGCCGCAGACGCAAACACAAAUGCAGACUCAGCCGCAGACGCAAACGCAAGGUCAGUCUACAAUGGUUAGUUUCUCGGGUUCGGCUAUAUGAGCCGUAUAUGUAAGUGUUUCUUCUAUAUGUGCAUGAUUUAUAUAUGUAUGUUCGUAUCUGUGUAUUUAUGUUGCGUUAUGCUUACUUUGUGUACGAUGUUGUCGUUGUCUUCGCUACGUAUGAGGAAUAAUAAUAUGUAUGAUUUAACGGAAUAUUCCAUGUUUAUUUCUUGGAA
This is a messenger RNA of Tarenaya hassleriana, 1583 nucleotides long. Its product is annotated as protein LIGHT-DEPENDENT SHORT HYPOCOTYLS 1. Gene Ontology annotation, biological process: response to light stimulus; mRNA transcription. The transcript is spliced from 2 exons. The record is from RefSeq and is a predicted model, not a curated record. Lineage: Eukaryota; Viridiplantae; Streptophyta; Magnoliopsida; Brassicales; Cleomaceae. Gene Ontology annotation, cellular component: nucleus. Bases 776 to 1408 code for a protein of 210 amino acids.